Molecule: messenger RNA, 554 nt
Organism: Acanthocheilonema viteae
Lineage: Eukaryota; Metazoa; Nematoda; Chromadorea; Rhabditida; Onchocercidae
Source: the annotation of a GenBank genome assembly
CAGACAUGACACCAUUAGACAGGCCAUCACCGCCAAUGCGGCGGCAUGUGCACCGUGCAAGGAUGAAUGUAUGGGAGGAGGAAGAAGGUAAGGCAGCAAAAACUAUGAAAUGUUCAACGAAUAAGGAAAUUUUUUUUUUUCUGAUAUUGGAAUUGAUGAAUGCUAAAUUUUUGGAAGCAAUCGAUUUAUUACGUGAUAAUAAUGUGACACAAUUUGAAAAACUUAUAAAACAAUUUCCGCAAUUACUUGAGAUACGACGUCGUGGACGUUCCUUACUUACCUAUGCAUUACUUUAUGAUCGUUUACGAGCGUUACAAAUUAUUUCAAAACGAUUGUCAUCAUCAUUUGAUGGUGAAGAAAGUUCAGAAAGUGCAUUGCAUUGGGUUGCAAAAUUUGAUGCACGUAAAUGUUGCAAAUAUUUGCUAGGCUUACCACGGCAAUAUUCUGAAAUACCGUGGAUUGUAGUAAAAAAUAAUCGGCAAAUUACACCAAUUCAUAUUGCAGCACAUUUUGGUCAUGUGAAAAUUUUAAAAGUAUUAUUUAUUAAUGUAUAA